CGGCUAGCGUUCGCGUGCACUUGUGGUUCCCUUGGGUGAUUUGAAUGCACUCUAGAAUUAGCUCACGUUGCGAUAGUGCGCACCACAGUGGAUUAAUCGCGCCGGGGUGUUUAAAUGCUGCAACGUGCAAGUUGACGACGCAACGUGGCUCACCGAUACUAUUGUGCACAGAAAGUGUAUGACAUGUUCGCAUCCUAUCGCCCAAAGGCGAUCACAGUGCAAUGGUAAUGAGCGACGGUUCUACCCCGCAAAACGCUCGCACUCGAUGACAUUUCCUGUGGCGAUUGACAUUUUUCAACGUGAUUAAAAACGAGAAGAAGGGUCACCGCACACCACUCCUGCUAUCGGAGACCUUCCCUCCGCCGUCCCGCCAAGAGGGCUUCACAGCGCCGAUAAGAUACCGUGAAUACUGCCUCUGGGGUUCGAUGUUUCGUCGGCAAUCAGUGUAAUGACUAGCUUUUGCGAACGCGCGUACAUUCUUUAGCUCGCGCUGGAUCAUUUUAGGUGGAGAAGAAACCUGACGGACGCGUUUGUGCCGCGUUUUGGGAACCUGAAUGUGCAUAGCAUCGCCGCCACACAACUUGUUUGUACCGCGUAACGAGCAGUGUGCUAAAGCACCAAACGAUCGCCGAGACACGUCGGAUAUUCUGGGACAUUGGAUAAAAAGAGCAACACUCGCAGUAUGACGAUUACGAAUGGUGGCGGCGGCGGGAUGCGUCCCCUGAAGAUAACGACCGUCGGGGAUGGUAUGGUCGGGAAGACCUGCAUGCUGAUCACCUACACGCAAAACGAAUUCCCCAGCGAGUACGUCCCGACCGUGUUCGACAACCAUGCGUGUAAUAUCGUCGUGGACGGUGCCGAUUAUGCGCUUACCCUGUGGGAUACGGCCGGCCAGGAAGAUUACGAGCGAUUGCGGCCACUCAGCUAUCCGAAUACCGAUUGUUUUCUCAUCUGCUACUCCAUAUCGAACCGCACAUCUUACGAUAACGUGCUGUCCAAAUGGUACCCAGAGAUAAGACAUUUUGCGCCCUCCGUUCCAAUCGUGCUUGUCGGCACCAAGAGUGAUCUGCGGGUAGCCGGGUCGGAAAAGUUCGUCACCACGACCGAGGGCAAGAGGCUAAAGCACAAAAUCAAAGCCUACGCGUUAGUGGAAUGUUCCGCGAAACGGAAGCUCAAUCUGGCGGAGGUGUUCGACGAGGCGGUCAGGGCUGUGGAGAAGAAACCACACGCGGGCCCUCGGAUCUGUACGAUACUAUAGCUUAGACGUUAGGGUGGUUAGUGAAAUCUGCUAGAUUGACUGUACGGGCUAAACGGAACGUUUUGUAGGGGAUUGAGUGGUAAGCUGUACUGUACUCACGAAGCACUAAGUAAGGGCGCGAUUGAGGCGAACUGUUAGUCGAACUGUUGGUGAUUUUUUUUCCUUUGCAGUAUUGGUUAUAAUUAUGUAGCUGUAAAUUGUUGAGCAAAAAUUGUAUUUACAGAUGCGACACAUCUGGAAAUGUUUUCACUCCAAUCUGACUUGUUAUCUUUGCUGAGUAGGUGUGUAUUUGCCAUAAACUCUAGCGGGGGAAAAAAGAAUGGCCGUAUUUUGCGAUAGUAUUCAUACGCAGCAUUAUGAACCGAUAUGUUAAAAACUCUUUCAGCAGAUGGAUUUCAGCCUAAAAUCCAAACGCUUCUUUCUGUUUAGUAUCAAUCAGGUUACGUAGCUUGCUACCACCAUUACCACAGCGAUAGUGAUUCACCCUAGCGAUACUACUGAGCGAUUAUCUAAAAGCGAACCGAGAGAGCAAAACGUACGAACAUGUUUACGCCUAGUUAGCACAAAUCAAAAAAGAUUGUUACAGAAUAUUUCUAGUGAUAAUAGGGAAAGGAAAGAUUGUUUGAAGGAAAACUGCGGCGAAAUCGAACGUAAACAGGUACCAGCCAACCUUGGCAACAAAAGGCGUGCACGUGUACUGUGUACGUGUUUUAUAUAUUUGCUAAAUAAACUAGUCAUUUUAAGCCGA
Molecule: messenger RNA, 2006 nt
Organism: Anopheles moucheti
Lineage: Eukaryota; Metazoa; Arthropoda; Insecta; Diptera; Culicidae
Gene: RhoL
Product: ras-like GTP-binding protein RhoL
Exons: 5
Coding region: 683-1258 (191 amino acids)
Biological process (GO): small GTPase-mediated signal transduction
Molecular function (GO): GTP binding; GTPase activity
Source: RefSeq, a predicted model, not a curated record